Chelmon rostratus (copperband butterflyfish) is the source of this 1673-nucleotide messenger RNA. Its product is annotated as C-C chemokine receptor type 9-like. Gene Ontology annotation, molecular function: chemokine receptor activity. Gene Ontology annotation, cellular component: membrane. Gene Ontology annotation, biological process: G protein-coupled receptor signaling pathway; chemotaxis; immune response. Bases 259 to 1371 code for a protein of 370 amino acids. NCBI's taxonomy places the organism in Eukaryota, Metazoa, Chordata, Actinopteri, Chaetodontiformes, Chaetodontidae. The transcript is spliced from 3 exons. The record is from RefSeq and is a predicted model, not a curated record.
CUGUGAAACCAGCACACCGUUGCCACCGUUCAAUGGUCUUUUUUAAUAGCACUGUACAGCUGUAUUUGGUGCAAGAAAUACACAGCAGCGAGGGUUGAGCGCUGUGCUUUCACUGCAGACAAAGAUGGAAUGAUACACAGCAGCACGUGACCCUGUGGUUAAAGGGAAACCAUAUAAGCAAGGGAAGAUGAGACCAGUUGCUAAAGUUACCACUUACAACUCAGCAAAGAGAGAUUGGUCUCUACGUCUCAUCACUGAAUGGAUAACAUGGAGGAGUCUUUUACAACUUUAAUGACCACAGAAACUGGUUAUACUGGAACAGACCCUUCUGACUACACAGAUUACUAUGAUGCAGGACCGACCGACAUCACAGGCAUGUGCAACAGAGGCUGGGUCAGGGCGUUUCGUGGGCGGUACGAACCACCUCUCUUCUGGAUCAUCUUCAUCCUUGGUGCUGUGGGUAACCUGAUGGUGGUUUGGAUCUACACCAUGGUGCGCAACCGCCUGAAAACAAUGACCGACGUGUACCUGCUAAACCUGGCGGUGGCUGACCUCCUCUUCCUGUGCAUGCUGCCCUUCUGGGCUGUCGAUGCCAUCAAGGGCUGGGACUUUGGCGUCGGCCUCUGCAAAAUGGUGUCUGCAAUUUAUAAAAUCAACUUCUUCAGCAGCAUGCUCCUGCUCACCUGCAUUAGUGUCGACCGCUACAUUGCUAUUGUACAAGUCACCAAAGCCCAGAACCUGAAGAAAAAGAGGCUGUUCUACAGCAAACUUGUCUGCCUGGGUGUCUGGUUUGUCUCCACUCUCCUGGCUCUCCCUGAGUUUAUCUUCGCCCAGGUUAAGACCAACCAAAAGGGGCAGUCCUUCUGUACCCUGGUCUACUGGAACAACGUAAACAACCGGACUAAAAUCCUGGUGCUGUCCCUGCAGAUAUGCAUGGGCUUCUGCCUUCCUCUCCUAGUUAUGUUCCUUUGUUACUCUGUCAUCAUUCGCACACUUCUGCAGGCCAGGAGCUUUGAAAAGCAUAAGGCUCUGCGGGUCAUCUUUGUUGUGGUUUUUGUGUUUGUUUUCUCUCAGCUGCCGUUCAAUAGUCUGCUGAUCGUGGAGGCCUCGCAGGCAGCUAAUACCACAAUCACCGACUGUGACACUAUAUUUGGUUUUGAUGUGGCCGGACAGGUUGCCAAGAGCCUGGCGUACACUCACGCCUGCCUGAACCCGUUCCUGUACGUCUUCAUUGGAGUUCGGUUCAGACAAGACCUCAUGAGGAUUUUGAAGAUGUGUGCUGGCAGCAGAGGGCUCAGUAAAACCCAGCCAGUUCCAAAACGUCCCUCGGUCAUGUCAGACACUGAUACUACCCCUGCUCUUUCCAUAUAAAUGCCCGUUUUCCUAAAAUCCGAACCCUGAGACCUGAGCCUAGUUUAUGAUCGGAUGUUUCUUUUGUUCUUUCAUGCAUUAUUUGCUACAAGCAGAGCAACAAUAACAUUUUCAACUUGCAAGCAAAAAAGUCUUUACAGUUUAUAUUCAUGACAUUCAUAUUCUGACAGUCCUUAACACAUUUUUUUAGAAUCAUUGUAUAAACUGUAUAUUACUGUAAAUACUGUUUUUUAAAUGUUUGGGGGUUUUUUUAUAUUUGUUCCAUCAUGUAUUUCUCAUGUGCUGCUGUAACCAAACCAAAA